Molecule: messenger RNA, 1148 nt
Organism: Brassica oleracea var. oleracea
Lineage: Eukaryota; Viridiplantae; Streptophyta; Magnoliopsida; Brassicales; Brassicaceae
Product: probable adenylate kinase 7, mitochondrial
Exons: 4
Coding region: 98-904 (268 amino acids)
Biological process (GO): nucleobase-containing compound metabolic process
Cellular component (GO): cytoplasm; mitochondrion
Molecular function (GO): AMP kinase activity; ATP binding
Source: RefSeq, a predicted model, not a curated record
UUUGUUUGUUCGUUAAACCUCAACCUCGCAUUCAUUCGAACUCUUUCUUUCUCUGUCUCCUCUCUGAAUCCGCCGCCCACGCCUUACACCAAUCACCAUGGCAUGGCUGAGCCGCGUUUCGCCGCUUUCAAGGCUCGUUGCGACGCGACGAUCUUUCGGAUCAUCGGCCGCACUUGCGUUUGACUACGACUCCGACGAGGAGUACCUGUACGGUGGCGAUCGGCGUUUGGCGGAGGAGCCGAGGCUCGGUUUGGAGAGGUCCGGGAGGGAGAGGGGAGUGCAGUGGGUGGUGAUGGGCGCGCCGGGAGCCUGGAGGCACGUCUUCGCAGAGAGGCUCUCAAGCCUUCUUGAAGUUGCUCACAUUUCCAUGGGAUCGCUCGUCCGUCAAGAGCUCAGCCCUACAUCUUCUCUCUACAAGCAGAUUGCUAGUGCUGUAAAUGAAGGAAAGCAUGUUCCCAAGGGUCUUGUGUUUGCUUUGCUAUCAAAGCGCCUUGAAGAAGGCUAUGCACGGGGAGAAUCUGGUUUCAUUCUUGAUGGCAUUCCCCGCACUCUUAUUCAAGCCGAAACUCUUGAUCAAAUCGCUCAGAUUGACCUCGUCCUGAAUCUUAAAUGCUCUGAGGAGCACCGAUCUGCUCUUAGUGAAACACCUCUACCUCCCCAGGAGUUCCUCGGCUCUUCUAUCUUACACUCUGCUGUUGCAAUCAAAUCCCGGAGGAGGGAGAGCCUGAGUGUCUACGCAGAGGAGGAGGUGAAGCCCCUGGAAGAUUACUACAGGAAGCAGAGGAAACUUCUGGACUUUCAUGUCGGUGGUGCCACAUCAGCAGAAACAUGGCAGGGCCUAUUGUCAGCCUUGCAUCUGAAGCAAGCGAAGAAUUUGGCGACUUCACAGAAGCUGACUCUGUGAUGAUGAUGAACACAGCAUAGUCUUCUAAGCUUUGCUUUAUAAAUUUUGAUCCUUUUCUUUUCGUUUUGUUUUGAUGGGUCUGUUUCAGGCAGGCACCACCUAAUUUUUCUUUUGCUUUCACAAUAUGCAACUCAAAAAUUUAAGUUUUGCAAGAGAGCUCCUAAAGUGAUGAGGAUGAAACACUUAAAGCUUGUAAUGAGUCUAUAAAUAUAUAUAUAUAUAGAGAGUAAUAAUUUCCCUAUAA